UCGUCCACACAUCACUGCUGCUCUCAGGUCGAGACAUCAGUCGGCCACCAUGAGUCCGAAACACGUCGUCUUUAAGAAGGUUUCCCGUGACAAGUCGGUGGCGGUCUACAUGGCCAAGAGGGACUUUGUGGAUCACUGUGACUUUGUAGAUCCAGUCGAUGGCGUUAUUGCGAUCGACCCUGUGCAGCUCAAAGGAAGGAAAGUGUACGUGAUGCUGUCCUGCACAUUUCGAUACGGCCGUCAGGACAUGGACGUGAUGGGUGUGGCCUUUAGGAGGGACCUGUUCCUGGUGACCCGGCAGGUUUACCCUGAGCUGCAGGACAAAGAGAAGCUGACUCACACCAAGGUCCAGCAGAAACUGCUCCGAAAGCUGGGAGACAAUGCUUUCCCCUUUUUCUUCGAGUUUCCAGACAACCUGCCCUGCUCUGUUGCUCUUCAGCCUGGACCAUCUGAUGUGGGAAAGAAAUGUGCGGUGGAGUUUGAGGUGAAAGCGUUCUGUGGUGAGAACCAGGAUGAGAAGAUUGAGAAACAGAGUUCGGUUCGUCUCACUAUCCGUAAGAUCCAGUUCAGUCCAGAGAACAGUAAAGUGGCUCCAGUAGCAGAAACCACCUUUGAGUUUCUGAUGUCUGAUAAACCGCUGCACGUCAAACUGAGCCUGCCCAAAGAGACGUUCUACCACGGUGAACCUGUCACAGUGAAUGUAGAGAUCACUAACUCGUCCAGCAGGAACAUCAAAGACAUCAGUGUGUCAGUGGAACAGGUGACCAACGUUGUUCUUUAUUCCAACGACAAGUACGUCAAAUCAGUGGCCAAAGAAGAGACAAGUGACUCGGUUCCCUCUGGUACCUCCCUAAAGAAGGACUACACUCUGUAUCCUCUGCUGGCUCACAACAAAGACAGGAGGGGACUCGCUCUGGAUGGACGGCUCAAACAUGAAGACACCAACCUGGCUUCAUCUAGCAUAGUGAAGCAGGAGGUGCUGAAGGAGGUUCAGGGGAUGCUGAUCUUCUAUAAGGUUGUGGUGAAGAUGAUGGCUUCUGGGACGGUCGGAUCCAGCGAAGUGUCUCUGGAGCUUCCUUUCAGGCUGAUGCAUCCUAAACCUGAACCAGCCAAGGAGGGCGAAUCAGAUGACAUGGUGUUUGAGGAGUUCAAACGAGCGUACCUGAAGGGAGUGGUCUACGGAGAUGAUGACGAGUCUCCCACGGAGGCAUGAACUACGAAGACGGCUGCCACGGACCAGAUCCAACCGCCCCUCCUGUCCGUCAUCAUCCAGAGCUGAAGAGAAACACAGUUUGACCUGCAGACACGUGAUGAUUCCUAACGAUUUAAGUGACUCUAUGAUGUUUCCUGUAGCGCCCCCCUCAGGACAAGCUGCACAUGCUCAGCUUCACUGCUGUUCAGACUGUCAGAGCAGAGAAAUGUGGCUGUAUCGAAACCUGCAGCCUGCAGGGGGCGCUGGUGGUGCUUCACUUGUUUAAACAGCUGUCGCACACACUGCACCUGACAGGAAGUCAGGAAAUGUUCAGAGAAUCUGAUGAUUGUCUUCUCAAUUUAUUUCUUCAUUGUUUGCUCCAUAAAAUGUGAGAAAAUGUCCCAAAUGUUUAAUUUCCAGGCCAAACUGUGUUUUUAAAGCAUUCUGUGACUGAAGGAUAACAAAUGUAGAUAUGUUCAAAAUGCAAAUGUAUAGUUCCUUUAUUGUGAAAAAUGCUUGUUAGUCUGAUGAAAUUAUUUGACUGUAGGUGAUUGUUUGAAGAGCACAAAUAUGUUUAAUUUGAUUGAUAUGAGGUUGUACACACUGAACUCUGCAGAUAAUUAUUAAAUAUAAGUAAUAGCUGACUAAUAAAUUAGUUUUAUCACCAUGGUGAAAUGUGUUUGUGUGUCCUACAUUUACUUGUGUUACUAAUAAUCUCUUAGUGUGUACUUAAACCUGUAUAUUUACUGCACCAGUGUAUUUAUUGCUCAGUAACUCUGAAAGCAUACAGAAUGCAAAACUGCUUUGUGUUUGAUAAACUCUGAAAUAAAAUAUGUU
This is a messenger RNA of Chelmon rostratus (copperband butterflyfish), 2029 nucleotides long. It is a transcript of the gene sagb, whose product is annotated as S-antigen; retina and pineal gland (arrestin) b. Gene Ontology annotation, molecular function: G protein-coupled receptor binding. The record is from RefSeq and is a predicted model, not a curated record. Gene Ontology annotation, cellular component: photoreceptor inner segment; photoreceptor outer segment. Gene Ontology annotation, biological process: G protein-coupled receptor internalization; signal transduction. Lineage: Eukaryota; Metazoa; Chordata; Actinopteri; Chaetodontiformes; Chaetodontidae. The transcript has 16 exons. Bases 50 to 1213 code for a protein of 387 amino acids.